Medicago truncatula (barrel medic) is the source of this 3405-nucleotide messenger RNA. RefSeq lists its product as uncharacterized. Gene Ontology annotation, biological process: DNA integration. The coding region runs from base 1 to 3405 and encodes 1134 amino acids. The transcript has 3 exons. Gene Ontology annotation, molecular function: nucleic acid binding; RNA-DNA hybrid ribonuclease activity. NCBI's taxonomy places the organism in Eukaryota, Viridiplantae, Streptophyta, Magnoliopsida, Fabales, Fabaceae. The record is from RefSeq and is a predicted model, not a curated record.
AUGACUGAACCCAAUAUUUGGGAGAAAAUUACGGCCUAUUUGGCCGAAAAUAAACUUCAAACGGCCAAAGAGGGCGAUGAUUGGCAGCAAGAGGUAAUGGAAAAGCCAAUAGAAGAAUCCACAGAUGAGGUUAUCGAAGACCAGAGAUUGGAUUGCAUUUAUGAUGAUGAACCGUUAGGCUUCGAAGAGGAUCCCAUGGGAUCCACUACCAAAAUGAAAGCACAAGAUCCCCUCGAAGAGAUUGAUCUGGGAGAUGGUACUGUUAAAAGACCUACUUAUGUAAGCGCCAAAAUCUCUGAAGGAUUCAAAACUCAAAUUGCAGAGCUAUUGAAAGAAUAUAAAGAUUUCUUUGCAUGGGAUUACAAUGAAAUGCCUGGUUUAAAACGGGAAGUGGUGGAAUUAAAAUUGCCAAUUCGACCAGACAAAAAGCCAGUCAAGCAAAUUCCUCGUAGGUUCGCUCCACAGAUCCUACCAAAGAUCAAAGAAGAGAUCGACAGAUGUCUGAAAUGCGGCUUUAUCAGGCCUGCAAGGUAUGUAGAUUGGCUAGCAAAUGUAGUUCCAGUUAAAAAGAAAAAUGGAACCAUAAGGGUAUGCAUAAAUUUUAGAGAUUUGAAUCUCGCUACCCCUAAAGACGAAUACCCAAUGCCGGUAGCAGAAAUGCUAGUAGAUUCAGCGGCGGGUUUCGAUUACUUGAGUAUGCUAGAUGGAUAUUCUGGCUAUAAUCAAAUUUUUAUUGCAGAAGAAGAUAUCGCUAAGACUGCAUUUCGAUGCCCAGGGGCAUUAGGAUGUUAUGAAUGGCUAGUUUACAUUGAUGACAUUGUGGUAAAAUCUUCUUCGGAAGAAAGACAUUUGGAACAUUUACGCCAAUCAUUCGAAAGGAUGAGGCGAUAUGGGUUGAAAAUGAAUCCUUUAAAAUGCGCAUUUGGGGUUUGUGCAGGUGAUUUCUUAGGUUUCGUAGUGCAUAAAAAGGGGAUCGAAAUCAACCAGAACAAAACCAAGGCAAUAAUUGAGACCAAAGCUCCUUCUACGAAGAAAGAGUUGCAGUCAUUACUGGGAAAAAUCAACUUUCUCUGGAGGUUUAUAUCAAAUCUGAGUGGUAAGACACAAGCUUUCUCACCAUUACUCCGACUAAAGAAAGAUGAUGUUUUCAAAUGGGAACCAGAGCACCAAAAAUCUUUUGAUGAAAUCAAGUCAUAUUUGGUAAAUCCUCCGGUUCUUUCUCCUUUGUUGAAAGAUAGGAGAAUGAAGUUGUACAUAGCAGCGUCAGAUGGCACCAUAGGAAGUAUGUUAGCACAAGAGGAUGAACAUGGCACAGAAAGGGCCAUUUACUAUUUAAGUCGUGUACUCAAUGAUGUUGAAACAAGAUAUCAUCCUAGUGAAAAACUUUGUCUGUGCUUAUUCUUCUCAUGUACAAAACUUAAGCAUUAUAUAAAGCCUUUUGACGUUUAUGUUUAUUCUCAUUUUGAUAUUAUUAAGCAUAUGUUAUCGAAACCUAUUCUACACAGCAGAGUCGGAAAGUGGGCCUUAGCAUUGACAGAAUAUUCACAGACUUGUCAGUCAUUAAAAGCUGUCAAAGGCCAGAUUGUAGCUGAUUUUAUUGUAGAUCAUUCAGUAGACAAGGUUUUGACAACUGAAAUAAAAAACCAUCCUUGGAAAUUAUAUUUCAAUGGUUCCAGUCACAAAAAUGGUACCGGAGUUGGAAUAAUGAUAAUUUCACCCAAACACCAUGUAUUUAAAUAUAUGUUUCGAAUUAAUCAAUUUUGCUCUAACAAUGAGGCUGAAUAUGAAGCCUUGAUUACGGGUCUAGAAAUAGCGCUCGAACUGGGGGCAAAAUCCAUCGAAAUUAAAGGAGAUUCUGAACUGGUCCUUAGACAGAUGACUAAAGAGUAUAAGUGUGUCAAGGAAAGUUUGGUCACCUAUCAUGCGAUGGCCAGCAGAUUGUUAAAACAAUUCACUCAUGUGGAAAUUCGGCACAUACCUCGAAUGGAAAACCAAGAUGCAAAUGAUCUGGCACAGAGGGCCUGUGGAUACAAAAUACCGAAAGAUCAGAUGCAAGAGCCGAUAGAGAUCAGAAACAGACGAAAUUCGAUGCAAUCGUUCUCUAGCAAAUCGUUAACACCAAAACUCGGGGGGACUGAAGCAUGCCAAAAAGUGCAAUAUUUGGAGAAUCCAGAUGGAACCACUUGUCGAAAGGUAAAAUACAGAGCCUUGAGCUAUGUAAUAAUGGGCAACGAAUUAUUCAAAAAGACUUCGGAAGGAGUUUUGUUGAAAUGCCUGGGUGAAACAGAUGCAUAUUUGGCUGUUUCCAAUACACAUGGCAGAACUUGUGGAACGCACCAAGCAGGCCAUAAAAUGAAAUGGCUUUUAUUUCGACAAGGGCUAUAUUGGCUAACUAUGCUCAAAGAUUGCAUAGAUUUCGCAAAAGGAUGCCAGGGAUGCCAAAAAUACGCUGGAAUUAUGCGCGUCCCAGCAAGUGAACUUCAUGCGAUAAUUAAACCUUGGCCAUUUAGAGGAUGGGCUUUAGACGUGAUAGGGGAGAUCAAACCCACCUCAUCGAAAGGAUAUAGAUACAUCUUGGUAGGAAUAGAUUAUUUCACAAAAUGGAUAGAAGCAAUUCCCUUAAAAGAUGUUACUCAAGAGGAAGUUAUAAGUUUCAUCCAGAAAUUCAUAAUCUAUAGGUUUGGUAUUCCAGAAACUAUAACCACAGACCAAGGAUCCGUAUUCACUGGUCGAAAGAUGGCGAAGUUUGCCGAAGAUAUAGGUUUUAAAUUGCUAACCUUGACACCAUAUUAUGCACAAGCAAAUGGUCAAGUUGAAGCAGCGAACAAAAAUAUCAUUGCCAUUAUCAAACGCAAAAUAAAGGCAAAACCCAAAAAUUGGCCUGAAGUUUUAGGCGAAGCUUUGUGGGCAUGUCGAACAUCUCCCAAAGAAUCGACAAACACUACACCUUUUAGGUUAACAUUCGGUCAUGAUGUCGUGCUACCGGUAGAAAUUUUGCUUCAAUCGGUCAGAGUCCAAAGGCAAUGCGAAAUACCAGUUAAUCAUUAUUGGGACAUGGUCAUGGACGAAUUGAUCGAUCUCAAUGAAGAAAGAUUAACAGCAUUAGAAGUCCUUGCAAGACAAAAGGAGAGGGUAGCAAAAGUAUAUAAUAAAAAGGUGAAAUCGAAACUUUUUACCCAAGGAUAUUUGGUGUGGAAAGUCAUUUUACCAAUGGAUAAAAAAGAUAGAGUUUUGGGAAAAUGGUCACCCAGUUGGGAAGGACCAUGGCAAAUAUUGAGAGUCUUUUCGAACAAUGCAUACGAGAUCGAAGAACUAAAUGAAGAUCGAAGGAUCUUGCGUAUAAACGGAAAGUACUUGAAAAAGUAUAAACCAACAUUACAAGAAAUUAAGAUCAUACAGGAGUAA